CUCACCAACCCCUUCACCCUCACUCCCACACACCCACUCCACUGCCACUCUUCAAGGCACAUCGGCAGCUGCUAGCCGAGCAGCAAAGCCAGCGAAGAGAUCGAGAAAGCGAGGCAUCAUGGCGGCGACGGCGGUGCAGUGGCCGGUGAUGGUGGCGGCGGCGGUGGUGAUCAUGGCGGCGUGCGUGGGGGCGGACAUGGACGCGGACCGGAGCGAGUGCGCGGAGCAGCUGAUGGGGCUGGCGCCGUGCCUGCAGUACGUGCAGGGGCAGGCGCGGUCGCCGGCGCCGGACUGCUGCGGCGGGCUGAGCCAGGUGCUGGACAAGAGCCCCAAGUGCCUCUGCGUGCUGGUCAAGGACAAGGACGACCCCAACCUGGGCAUCAAGAUCAACGCCUCCCUCGCGCUCGCCCUCCCCUCCGCCUGCCGCAACACCAAGGCCAACGUCUCCCACUGCCCACAGCUGCUGCACCUCCCUCCGAACUCCAAGGACGCCGCCAUCUUCAGCCCCGGCGGCGACAAGGGCGCCGCUGCAGCUCCAGUUGCAGCCAAGGACAACACGGCGUCGGCGGCCAACUCCCGCGCGCAGCAGGCCGCCAGCGCCGGCACCGCCUCCUCGACGGCGACCGCCGGCGUCGCACUGGCGGCGCUGCUGGUCGGCUACCUCGCGCUGCUCCUGCCCGCGGGCUUCCCGGCCGCCGCCUCCUUCUAGUCCAUCCCCGUACGUGCGUGCGCCUCCGAAGGUCGAUCAAGAAGACAAGAACAAGGGGAGCCAGGAACCAGUGACUGGACUGUGUUUGGCAGAAUGAAUGGACGCAUGUUGUAGUGUGUGACAGAGAUGGUAGUGGUGGUAGUGGUCGGUUUGUUUUGGUGUGGUGUUGAACUCUAUGUUUUCGCUAUAUGGAUGACGAAUUGAUUUUUGGAAAAA
Hordeum vulgare subsp. vulgare (domesticated barley) is the source of this 925-nucleotide messenger RNA. RefSeq names its product non-specific lipid transfer protein GPI-anchored 14-like. Gene Ontology annotation, biological process: lipid transport. Gene Ontology annotation, molecular function: lipid binding. The transcript has 3 exons. The record is from RefSeq and is a predicted model, not a curated record. Lineage: Eukaryota; Viridiplantae; Streptophyta; Magnoliopsida; Poales; Poaceae. Bases 119 to 709 code for a protein of 196 amino acids.